Phalaenopsis equestris is the source of this 1242-nucleotide messenger RNA. Its product is annotated as trihelix transcription factor ASIL2. The transcript has a single exon. Gene Ontology annotation, cellular component: nucleus. Gene Ontology annotation, molecular function: transcription cis-regulatory region binding. The coding region runs from base 223 to 1176 and encodes 317 amino acids. NCBI's taxonomy places the organism in Eukaryota, Viridiplantae, Streptophyta, Magnoliopsida, Asparagales, Orchidaceae. The record is from RefSeq and is a predicted model, not a curated record.
AACUUCUGUCCCACCUUCCGUUCCUUUAUUAAAUUACAUAAUAAAAAGAAAAAACAUAAAAUAUAUCAAAAGCCAAAAAAUAAAAACCAUGCUAAAAUAUUAAUAAUUAUAUUUUCUUCGAGGACGCCCCGUCAAUCCCCAAGCGACCGUCGGUCGAACCCUUCUUCCCACCGCCAGUCUGAAAUCCCUAAACAUCGUCUGCACGAUCUGACGCCGCCGUCCAUGGACGACGAGUACGACGACGAGUCCCGUUCUCCUUCCCCUUCCUUUUCCUCCCCCUUACCUUUGCCACUCUCCAUCUCCAUCGCCCGGCCAUCUUCCACCCCGCCGACAGACGCCCAACCAUCUAAUCCAGUCACCGUCGCCUCUUCCUCUCCCCAUCAAAUACUCACUCUCGCCCUCCCCAUCCAGCCCCCGCUGGGCUCCUCCGGCGGCGGCGGCGGCCGCGAGGACUGCUGGAGCGAGGGCGCGACCUCAGUGCUCAUCGAUGCGUGGGGGGAGCGCUACCUCGAACUCAGCCGUGGAAACCUUAGGCAGAAACAAUGGCAAGAGGUGGCCGAUGUCGUCAGCAGCCGCGACGAUUACUCCAAAACGCCUAAAAGCGAUGCGCAGUGCAAAAACCGCAUCGAUACCUUGAAGAAGAAGUACAAGAUCGAGAAAUCGAAGAUGGGAUCUUCGUCUUGGCCCUUCUUCAACCGCCUUGAUCUUCUCCUCGGACCAACCGUCAAACCAUCGCCAUCUCACACCACCAUCCCCAAAAAACAGAGGACGAAUUUGUCGGCCAAACGGAAGGCUUCUACGCCCUCAUCCACCUCCGACAGCUUACCCCCGACAGCAAAUGGGAAGCGGAGAGCGGUGCCGGCGGGCAAGACGAGGGAGCUCACACGGGCAAUUCUGAGGUUUGGGGAGGUAUACCAGCGUGUGGAGAGCUCGAAGCUGCAGCAAUCAAUGGAGAUGGAGCGGCAGAGGAUGGAGUUCUCGCGUGAGCUUGAGGAACAGCGGAUGCAUUUCUUUAUGAAGACGCAGAUCGAGCUCUCCCAGCUAAAGCGCCAUUUUCGCCCUUCCUCGGGCUCUGGAGGUGGCAGCAAUAAUCACCACCGUCACCGGCAUGGGCAACAAGCUUCGGCUAACCGUAAUAAUAACGGGAAUCAGAACUUUGGUGGAGGGUUGAUGUGAAUCUGUGAAUGGAAUGCCUGCUUCAAUGAAUCUGUUUUUGGUUUUAGCUGGUUUCUGAAAAUUCAU